AUGCCUCGGACAAGGCAGAGAGUCAGACACGUGAGAUUCCGGCCACAGACACGGCCUCGGGUUGAUGGGUUACAAGAGGAGACGGAACACCCUGGGCCCUCUUCCCAGAGCACAUCCUUUAACGCCUUUGGCUCUGGCAACCAAAACAACGCUCCUGGCGGUACUCAGAAUAUUAGCGAAGGUGACGGUCCCCAUCUUCCUGGAGCCACUUUCCACGGUUCUGUGUAUUUUGGCACAAAGGAACACUUCGAUCCGUUACAAGAAUGCUUAAAAUCGCUGGCUUUUCCAGAUAUAAACAGUCGGUUCCACGACAUCGAUGCUGCCGCACAGGGAACAUGCGAGUGGCUACUUCGACACAAAAUGUACACGAGCUGGGCCACUUGUGGUCGAGGCCUGCUUUGGAUUAAAGGGAAGCCCGGUUCUGGGAAGUCGACGUUGCUGCGAUACGCUCUGAACAAGGUUAUGGAAAUACCCAACAUCAGAGAGAGCGCCUUGAUCCUCUCAUUCUUCUUCCACGGCCGUGGCUCUGAACUCCAAAAGACGUCGUUGGGCCUCUUCAGGUCGCUCCUUCACCAACUCCUCCGCCAGGUCCCUGAGGCACUGACAGACCUUGUGGCCACUUUCCAACAACGGUGCGAAACUGUUGGCAAGGCGGGUGAACAGUGGCAGUGGCAUCCGCGAGAGCUGCAAUGCUUCUUCGAGCCGUCGCUUCUGAAGAUUUUAGAGCGUUGCUCGGUCUGGUUAGUUGUCGAUGCGUUGGACGAAUGUGGCGAGAAGACUGCGGUCGAGCUAGUCGAGGGGUUCAAGUCCUUGCUCCAGAGGCUCCCGUCCAUCGGCUUGAAGCGCAUUCACAUCUGCUUCACUUGUCGUCACUAUCCGAUUCUGCCAGACCUGGAUGGUGCGCUCCAAAUAUGCACAGAAGAAGAAAACAGGAAAGAUAUAUCGACGUUUGUGCAGGACAAGCUCAUAUCGUUCUCAUCCACGAUUCGGGACUUGAUCACGAAACGCUCCGAGGGCGUUUUCCUGUGGGCAUGGCUUGUGGUGAACCAAGUUCUGAAGCUUCACCGAGAGGGUGUUGGGCUAAAGAAGAUCGAGGCCGAAAUCCGUUCGGUCCCUCAGGAGCUUGACAACUUAUACCGCGAACUCAUCCAAAACAUGGGCUCGGACUCUCUGAAACUCAUCCAAUGGAUCUGCUUUGCAACGCGGCCCUUGUCAUUAGACGAAUUGCGAUGGGCUAUGAUCGUCGAGACCGAUUGCCUAUACCGGUCAUUAUACGAAUGCCAGAGCGCAGGGGACUACCCAUCCGAUAACGACGGGAUGAAGAGGCGAGUUCAGACGCUGAGCUGCGGCCUUGCUGAGGUCACGUCCUAUAUGAAGGUUCAGCUCAUCCACCAGUCCGUCAAGGACUUUUUCAUCGACAAGGGCCUAUCGGCUCUGGACGAGUCCGCCAAAGCCGACUUUGUAGUCGGAAUCGCACACCAUCGGCUUUCUAGGACAUGCAUACGCUACUUGGCGAUGGAGGAGAUCGGUCGGUUAGCAAGUCACGAGCCUUGGGGCUUGAGAUCCAAGUUUCCUUUCCUGCAUUAUGCCACGACCUCGUGGGUGGCGCACACGAAGCAAAGUGAUGCUAGAAGUGUCCCCCAAGAGGAUCUUCUGGAAUAUUUCGCAGGGCCAUCAAAUACUCUUGUGGAACGAUGGGUGCGUAUUUAUAGAAUAUUGGAGACAUAUUCUGAUGACUGUCCGCCAGAAGGGACUAGUCUAGUACACGUUAUGUUGAGGUAUGGAGUGGCAGGAGCGUUGUGGGCCAUUUUGGAAAGGGCAGACCAAGUUGGCAUUAAUAUCGACGCCAAAGAUUCGGAUGGCCAGACGCCGCUAUGGAUGGCCGCCGAGCGUGGGGACAAGGCCAUCGUGGGGCUGCUCCUCGACCGGGGCGCCCAUACCGAGGCAGCGGACAAGGAGAGGGGCCGGACGCCGCUGUGGUGGGCCGCCGCGAACAGGGACGAGGCU
Molecule: messenger RNA, 2007 nt
Organism: Ilyonectria robusta
Lineage: Eukaryota; Fungi; Ascomycota; Sordariomycetes; Hypocreales; Nectriaceae
Exons: 2
Molecular function (GO): protein binding
Source: RefSeq, a predicted model, not a curated record